Molecule: messenger RNA, 216 nt
Organism: Colletotrichum paranaense
Lineage: Eukaryota; Fungi; Ascomycota; Sordariomycetes; Glomerellales; Glomerellaceae
Exons: 1
Coding region: 1-216 (71 amino acids)
Source: RefSeq, a predicted model, not a curated record
AUGCUCAUCUUCCUGUUGGUCUUUUGCCGGCGAGCUCGGCUCGGAUGUUGCGAGCCCUGCGGUUGCAGAUGUCUUUGCUCUUGCACCCACCGUUCUUUUUUACCCCCUCCCUGUUUGCUUGCGACCUUCUCGAUUGAGAUGGCGGUCACGUCAACUUUGUGUGGUUGGUCGGUACCUGGACCUCGAUUAGAAAUGGUCCAGGAGAUGCCGUCUUAG